Molecule: messenger RNA, 486 nt
Organism: Adineta ricciae
Lineage: Eukaryota; Metazoa; Rotifera; Eurotatoria; Adinetida; Adinetidae
Source: the annotation of a GenBank genome assembly
AUGAGUAUUUCGUGCGCUGCUCCAUCUUGGACUGAUUCAGUCGAGCAAAGACAAAAGCAAUGCCGAAAUAAAUUCAUUAUGAUAAUUAGUGUUGCUGUUGCAGUUGUAUCUCUUAUCUUAGCAUUAACCAUAAUAAUCCUUUAUGCAACGCCGAGAAACCAGCAAGUGUCAACACCAUCGCCUCCAUAUACUCAUUCGACGGGUAGCAGAGGAAUUUCUUUGAAUUCAUGCAUAAACCAAUCUAUCGAAUAUAUCGCACCACCGAAUCGAUGCAAGAUCUAUCCACCGAAUGAAGGUUGUACUUGGUCAUUUGAUGUCUAUCCAAUGGAUUGUCGAAUUAUUCCAACGAGUGAUCAUACAACAGGUUCGAUUUUCAGUCGUUAUGAUCUUGAUCAAGAUGUCACUGUUAAGUAUCAAAACUGGAACGGGAAAAUUCAUUGUGGCUAUCGACGGUGCUUGGUUUACCACAGCAGGUGUUGGAUGUAA